AUGCUGCAGGACUGCCCGAAGGCCCGCAGGGAGGUGGAGCUGCACUGGAGGGCGUCGCAGUGCGCGCACAUCGUCCGCAUCAUGGACGUCUACGAGAACCUCUACCAGGGGAGGAAGUGUCUGCUCAUCGUCAUGGAGUGCUUGGAUGGUGGGGAGCUCUUGAGCAGGAUCCAGGACCGGGGUGACCAGGCCUUCACAGAGCGGGAGGCUUCAGAGAUCAUGAAGAGCAUCGGGGAGGCCAUCCAGUACCUGCACUCCAUCAACAUCGCCCACCGGGACGUGAAGCCAGAAAACCUCUUGUACACCUCCAAAAGGCCCAACGCUGUGCUAAAGCUCACAGAUUUUGGCUUUGCUAAGGAAACCACCACGCACAACUCCUUGGCCACCCCGUGCUACACGCCCUACUACGUGGCCCCAGAGGUGCUGGGUCCGGAGAAGUACGACAAGUCCUGUGACAUGUGGUCCCUCGGUGUCAUCAUGUACAUCUUGCUCUGUGGGUACCCCCCCUUCUACUCCAACCACGGCCUGGCCAUCUCACCGGGCAUGAAGAAGCGGAUCCGGAUGGGCCAGUACGAGUUCCCCAACCCCGAGUGGUCUGAAGUGUCAGAGGAAG
This is a messenger RNA of Merops nubicus (carmine bee-eater), 613 nucleotides long. Its product is annotated as MAP kinase-activated protein kinase 2. The record is from RefSeq and is a predicted model, not a curated record. The transcript is spliced from 6 exons. The annotation marks the transcript as partial. Gene Ontology annotation, biological process: protein autophosphorylation; response to cytokine; cellular response to vascular endothelial growth factor stimulus. NCBI's taxonomy places the organism in Eukaryota, Metazoa, Chordata, Aves, Coraciiformes, Meropidae. Gene Ontology annotation, cellular component: cytoplasm; nucleus. Gene Ontology annotation, molecular function: calcium-dependent protein serine/threonine kinase activity; calcium/calmodulin-dependent protein kinase activity; calmodulin binding.